GACCCUGAAGUCUCUGAGCCUGUAGCAGCUGAACUGCCUCAGAGCCUGCAUGCUGUUUCAUGUUCUACAAGCAAGCCUCAGCCCUCCAGCUGGUCUGAGACUUCGUUGUGGUGCCAACAUGAACAGAUACGCGGGGUGCCUGCCCCACGCCCCCACCCAGGAGCUGGUGGAGCCCCAGCCUCACGGAAACCCCCUCCAGGAAGACGUGGACAUGAGCAGUGGCUCCAGCGGAAAUGAAACCAGCGAAAACCACCCCACGCAGGGCAGCGAGGAGCUGGGGGUGCUGGGCGGGCCGCCCGUCGCCCACCAGGGCCCAGACGCCUUUGGCCUCCUGAUGGCGAAGUCCGAACACAGCACAACAGCGAGUGGCUGCAGCAGCGAGCAGUCUGCAAAAGCGGACACGCACAAGGAGCUGAUAAAAACACUGAAGGAGCUGAAGGUCCACCUCCCUGGAGACAAGAAGGCCAAAGGGAAGGCCAGCACGCUGGCGACCUUGAAGUAUGCACUGAGGAGUGUGAAGCAGGUGAAAGCCAGUGAGGAGUACUACCAGCUGCUCAUGUCCACCGAGAACCAGCCCUGCGGCGCCGGCGUGCCCUCCUACACCGUGGAGGCCAUCGAGGGGGUCACUUCCGAGUUCAUCGUGAAGAACGCAGGCAUGUUUGCCGCAGUGGUGUCGCUGGUCACCGGGAAGGUCCUGUACAUCUCUGACCAAGUUGCCUCCAUCUUUCACUGUAAAAGGGACGUCUUCCACGGCGCCAGGUUCGUGGAGUUCCUGGCGCCCCACGACGUCAGCGUCUUCCACGCGGCCACCACGCCUUACAAGCUCCCGCCCUGGAGCGUCUGCAGCGGGGCAGAUUCAUUUGCUCAAGAAUGCAUGGAGGAGAAAUCUUUCUUCUGCCGAGUCAGUGUCGGGAAGAGCCACGAGAGCGAGAUCCGCUACCAGCCCUUCCGCAUGACGCCUUACCUGGUCAAGGUGCGGGACGGGCAGGGCGCCGAGGGUCAGCUGUGCUGCGUGCUCCUGGCAGAGAGAGUGCACUCGGGCUACGAAGCCCCUCGCAUUCCUCCUGAAAAGAGAAUUUUUACGACCACGCACACACCGAAUUGCUUGUUCCAGGAUGUGGAUGAAAGGGCAGUCCCCCUCCUGGGCUACCUACCUCAGGACCUGAUCGAGACCCCCAUGCUCGUGCAGCUUCACCCCAGUGACAGGCCUUUGAUGCUCACCAUCCACAGAAAGAUCAUGCAGUCGGGCGGACAGCCCUUCGACUCUUCUCCCAUCCGGUUCCGUGCCCGGAACGGCGAGUACGUGACUCUGGACACCAGCUGGUCCAGCUUCAUCAACCCCUGGAGCAGAAAGAUCUCCUUCAUCAUUGGGAGACACAGAGUCAGGGUGGGCCCUCUGAACGAGGACGUGUUCUCGGCUCCGUCGUGCAUAGAGGAGAAGGGCCUGCACCCCGGGGUGCAGGAGCUCACGGAGCAGAUCCACCGGCUGCUGCUACAGCCCGUCCCCCACAGUGGCUCCAGCGGCUACGGGAGCCUGGGCAGCAACGGGUCCCAUGAGCCCCUCAUGAGCCAGACGUCCUCCAGCGACAGCAACGGCCACGAGGACUCGCGCCGGAGGAGGACGGAAAUCUGUAAAAAUGCUCCCGGCGUCAGGAACAAGAGUCCUUACCCUGGGGAGCCUGGAGAACCAGAGGAAACACGUGCUGCAGAGAUGCAGAGUACUUCCUGUGCUCAGAUGAAAGCUGUCCCCAUGGAAAAGGACAGUUCAGGCACCAGCCUGCCCGCGGGUGGCUUUCCCGAAGAGCCAGGCGGCAAGAGCCCGCCCGCCGGCUCCUACCAGCAGAUCAGCUGCCUGGACGGCGUCAUCAGGUAUCUGGAGGGAUGCAGUGAGGCUGCCACCCUCAAGAGGAAGUGUGAGUUCCCGGCCAACGUGGCGAUGCAGAAGACCAGUGAUAAGCGGAAGGCAGUGGCCGGCCCGGGGCCACAUUGCGCAGAGACGGCAUCGCCCUCCAAGGUGAACAGCCACGCAGAGGUCAGUGCACACUUGACCUCGCUGACCCUGCCUGGCAAGGCGGAGAGCGUGGUGUCCCUCACCAGCCAGUGCAGCUACAGCAGCACCAUCGUCCACGUGGGUGACAAGAAGCCACAGCCGGAGCUAGAGCUGGUGGAAGACGCCGCGAGUGGCCCCGAGUCCCUGGACGGCCGGCCCUGCGGCCUGGGCGCCGAGAAGGAGCCCCUCCGGACGCUGGGCCUCACCAAGGAGGUGCUGGCCGCUCACACCCAGAAGGAGGAGCAGAACUUCCUGCUCAAGUUCAAAGAGCUGCGGAAGCUCCACAUCUUCCAGUCUCGCUGCCACCAUUACUUACAAGAAAAGUCCAAGGGGCAGUGGAGCGAAAGAACCACCCCUGGACUAAGAAAUACCUCUGGAAUAGACUCAUCUUGGAAAAAAACCGGGAAGAACAGAAAACUGAAGUCCAAACGGGCCAAGCCUCGAGAUUCCUCCGAGAGCACCGGGUCUGGGGGACCGGCGCCCCACCGGCCCCCGCUGAUGGGCCUGAACGCCACAGCCUGGUCACCGUCGGACACGUCCCAGUCCAGCUGCCCCUCGACGCCCUUCCCUGCCUCUGUGCCAGCUUACUCCCUGCCUGUGUUUCCAGCCCCAGGAAUCGUGCCCACGCCGGGGCCAGUGGCGGCUGCGCCCAUGGCUCCUCAUGCUGGCUUCACGGUGCCCACCGUGCCCAUGGACACCCAGCACGAGUUUGCCAUCCAGCACCCGCCGUUCACUGUCCCCUUGGCCCCGGUCAUGGCGCUGGUGUUCCCCAACUAUUCCUUCCCCGCGGUGACCCCCAGCCUGCCCCAGGCCUUCUUCCCAGGCCAGCCUGACCUUCUGCCCGCGAUGAUCCCUGCCGCGCAACCUGAGCUCCCUGGUCGGACCUCCCCCCACAAACAGCCAUGCUCGUGUCCUCAGGCAGAGCACGGGCCACCGGCAUCUGGCACAGCCACCCCGGCCUCCCUGCCGUCCGCCUCUGGGCCCGCGGGCAGAGCCUCCCCUCCACUCUUCCAGUCCCGGGGCAGCUCACCUCUGCAGCUCAACCUCCUGCAGCUGGAGGAGGCCCCUGAGGGCAGCGCCGUGGCCACAGCAAUGGCAGCGUCCUCAGGCCCCGCGGGGGCAGGGCCAGACUGCAAACCUGGCGCGUCCCGGGACCGGCAGCCGAAGGCCUUGCCAAUUCGCGAGCCGCCCGCAGACGCGCCGAGCCCCGACGCCCUGUCCGCGUCCAGCGGCCUGCUCGACCUGCUGCUGCACGGGGACCUGUGCUCGGCCCUGUCCGGGAGCGGGGCCUCCGACUCGCUGGGCUGCGACACGGCUGGGAGCGGAGCAGGCAGUAGUGACACGAGUCAUACCAGCAAAUAUUUCGGGAGCGUCGACUCUUCAGAGAAUAAUCACAAAGCCACAGUGAAGCCGGACGUGGAAGAAAGCGAGCACUUCAUCAAGUACGUCCUCCAAGACCCCGUCUGGCUGCUGAUGGCCAACACGGAUGACAGCAUCAUGAUGACGUACCAGAUGCCUUCCCGGAAUUUGGAAGCAGUCUUAAAGGAAGAUAGGGAGAAGCUGCAGCCGCUGCUUAAGUCGCAGCCCAGGUUCACGGACAGCCAGACGCGGGAGCUGCAGGAGGCGCACCCAUGGCUGCGGGAAGGCCACCUGCCCGCCGCCGUGGAUGUCACCGGAUGUGUUUACUGUGAGGACACGGGACCGGACAACAUCUGUGUGCCACAUGAGGAGGAUGUGCCUACUCUGGGUCUCAGCGAAGCCAUGGACACCAAAGAGGAGGGCAGCGGAGCCCCCUUGACUCACAGAAGUGAAGAGCAGACCUAACUCUGUGCUGGCCCUGCCCCCGGCCCCCACGGCCCGUGAUCUGCGUGGUAGGUGGUGCUCGGAAGAGAGGGGGUUUCACCUCUGCUUGUCAUGAACUGGACACAUACCCUUAUGUGGCUUUUUUUCUUUUAGGGAAAAAACCCACAUAGUUUCCUGAAGGGGUGAUUUAAGACUGUGGAGGGUGGGAAGGGUCUGGGAGGAAAUGAAUUUUUAUAUUUAAAACAUAAAUACAGAGUUUGGGGGGCAGGCGGACAGAUUUUCAGUAUUGUUUAACCCGAGAAAGCCUGAAUCCCCUCUUUGCGCGAGUCCAGGCUCCCGGAAGUCCCUGGACUCGAGGAGGCUUCUCGACGCCCCCGUGGGUGUCGCCAGGCCUCUCGUGGGCUGCGGCAGACAGCGGGGAGCUUCCCUGGUGGGUGUUCUGGUCAGAUCACAUUCUGGCCUCUGGGGGCUAUUUAUCUAAAGUAUCAUUUAGUCAAACUAGAUGUUUUUAAAACAUGCCAGCUGGAGAUCACAGCCUCUCCUGAUUCUCUUGCAAAGUGUUUUGUGUUAAGUGCUGUGAAGCCGCCCUAGCACGGCAGCAGCUUCAACGUCAGGUCCUACAGCAGCAAACAUUUCAGUCUGGUGGAGCUUGUGUUUGGGGCAAACGGAGAGGAAAUGCUCGCUGGAACCGAAGAGGCCCGGCGGUUUGCACGCCCCCUCCACCAGCCUAGCACACACCCAGAGUCUCCUGUGUCUACAUCGUUCUAGUAUAUCCUUCUCAGACCAUGACCAAUAGGUCGGUAGAGUAUGUGGUUGAUUACAUCUGUGAUGACUUCGCUUUGCAGACCAAGCUUGGGUGGCCACGCAGGGAACUGUUAGUGUUGGUCCUUUGAUGGGAGCCUCCCAGACAGGAGGCCUGGCACACAGUAGCCUCUGACAUCGUGAGCCGGUGACCACGCCUGCGUUUUCCAGGUUGCCAUGAGCUCACCUCUCCCACGGCGCCCCUGACUGGGAUGCUGGCCCUCAUUCUUUCCAUGAGCCUGACCUCACUCGGGGCAGUUACGGUCUCUGCAGUGAUGUUCCCCAGUGUCACCAGCACUUCCAGGUCAGCGGGGCACCUGGGGAAGAGUGAGGCCAUCUUCUCACCGAACCUCAUGUUGCAUCAUGUAUCCCCAAGAUUAUUUGGGGAAAAGUUAUAUUGGUCCCUGGAAUGAAUGGAAACUUACCACAGGUUAAACAAUGAACUUAAAAUUGGACUGAGUUUGUAGAAACAGAAAAGAAAGCAGGCUUUCCCUUGUUGUCUGAUAGAGACGGGGCUACUGGAGUAUAAGCCUUCUUGUAAUCUGCUUGGUUCUCAGUCUUACGUUUGGAUAUUCAUCCCGUUUUCCAUAAACUCAAAUGCAAGAAUACUGUGGGUUGUUGUUUUUUUUAACUUAUAAAGUAACAUCACCUUCUCAUGAUGCCCAGAAUGAGGUAGUAGCCUGUGCGUAGGGGUGGAAAAUAGAAGCUACCAAACCCGUCUCCUGCUUCUGAAGUCUGAUCAUUAAGGGAUUAGAUGCUGGUCAAGGUGACAUGUGUGUUAUGUAAACAUACAGCUGUCCAGACGCUCUCCACUGCCCACUGCUGUCUACCACCGGCAUUAUGUUAUUGUAUGAUCUGCGCUCAUUGGCCAUGAACGGCGUAGCCUCCACACCUUCCAGAAAGUUGACAAUAGGAGCAUUUUGUGAAAUUGUUUACACGAUGCCGCGCGAGAUGUGUUUCCUUUAGUGUGCGUGCUUACACACGGGUUGUAAAAACUCUCUUGAUUUUAAACUGAGCCUUCUUUUUAAUCUGUUCCUCAACAGACAUGUAAAAAAGCUCUCAGUGUCUGUCUCAUGACUUGGUAAGCCUCGCCGGACAAGUGGUUUGUCCAUGCACAAACCAAACUUUCUUUGCCCAGUGCAAUAUGUAUGUUUACUGCUUGUGUCUUUUUAUGACUGUUUUGCUUUUUAGAAAAUUGGCAAAUAA
This is a messenger RNA of Hyaena hyaena (striped hyena), 5860 nucleotides long. RefSeq names its product period circadian regulator 2 (gene PER2). Lineage: Eukaryota; Metazoa; Chordata; Mammalia; Carnivora; Hyaenidae. Bases 50 to 3874 code for a protein of 1274 amino acids. The transcript is spliced from 23 exons. Gene Ontology annotation, molecular function: transcription cis-regulatory region binding; transcription corepressor binding. Gene Ontology annotation, biological process: circadian regulation of gene expression; entrainment of circadian clock by photoperiod; negative regulation of transcription by RNA polymerase II. Gene Ontology annotation, cellular component: nucleus; cytoplasm. The record is from RefSeq and is a predicted model, not a curated record.